Messenger RNA from Aspergillus melleus, 1503 nucleotides. It is a transcript of the gene gua1, whose product is annotated as GMP synthase (glutamine-hydrolyzing). NCBI's taxonomy places the organism in Eukaryota, Fungi, Ascomycota, Eurotiomycetes, Eurotiales, Aspergillaceae. Gene Ontology annotation, cellular component: cytosol. Gene Ontology annotation, biological process: GMP biosynthetic process. The transcript has 8 exons. Bases 1 to 1503 code for a protein of 500 amino acids. The record is from RefSeq and is a predicted model, not a curated record. Gene Ontology annotation, molecular function: GMP synthase activity; ATP binding; GMP synthase (glutamine-hydrolyzing) activity.
AUGCUUCCUUGCACUCAGAAAUUGGCCGAUCUCCCGUGGAAGCCCAAGGGUAUUAUCCUUUCCGGUGGCCCCUACUCCGUUUACGAGGACGGCGCCCCUCACGUUGACCCCGCCUUCUUCGAGCUCGGUGUCCCCAUCCUCGGUAUCUGCUAUGGACUGCAGGAGAUUGCGUACCGUCUGAGCAAGGACAACGUCGCUGCCGGAACUGCUAGAGAGUAUGGCCAUGCAGUGCUCACCGCCAAGCGACUCGACAACCAGGGCCAUGUCGACCGCCUCUUUGCCGGUAUUGAGGACCAGACGAACGUGUGGAUGUCCCACGGUGACAAGCUCAUCAACCUCCCCGAGGGAUUCCACACCAUUGCUACCACCCCCAACUCCGAAUUCGCUGGUAUCGCCCACGAGUCCAAGCCCAUUUACGCCGUUCAAUUCCACCCUGAGGUGAACCACACGACCGAGGGCGUGAAGCUCCUCGAGAACUUUGCCGCGAAGAUCUGCGGCGUCACGCAGAACUGGACAAUGGACAAGUUUGUGGACCAGGAGAUCACUCGUAUUCGCGAGUUGGUCGGUGAGACGGACCAUGUCCUCGGUGCUGUCAGUGGAGGUGUGGACUCCACCGUUGCCUCCAAGCUCAUGAAGGAGGCCAUUGGCGACCGGUUCCACGCCGUCCUCGUUGACAACGGCUGCCUGCGUCUGAACGAGGCCCAGCAAGUUUACGAGACCCUUGGAAAGCACCUGGGAAUCAACCUGACGGUCGUGGACGCCUCCAAGGACUUCUUGGCCGGUCUGAAGGGUGUCACGGAUCCCGAGAAGAAGCGCAAGUUCAUCGGAGGAAAGUUCAUCGAUGUCUUUGAAGCUGAGGCGGCGAAGAUUGAGGCCAGCGUUGAGCACACCGGUGCCAAGGUCCGCUGGUUCCUCCAGGGUACUCUCUACCCCGAUGUCAUUGAGAGUCUUUCUUUCAAGGGCCCCAGUGCCACCAUCAAGACCCACCACAACGUUGGAGGCCUUCCGGCCCGUAUGCAGGAGGGUGCUGGUCUGAAGCUCAUCGAGCCCCUUCGUGAGCUUUUCAAGGAUGAGGUUCGACAGCUGGGCCGUGAACUGGGUAUCCACAACGACCUGGUCAUGCGUCACCCCUUCCCCGGUCCUGGAAUUGCCAUUCGUGUCCUCGGCGAAGUGACCCCCGAGCGUGUCGAGAUCGCCAGACAGGCCGAUCACAUCUUCAUCUCCAUGAUCCGCGAGGCUGGCCUCUACGAUAACAUUGCUCAGGCCUACGCCGCUUUGGAUCCCACCAAGGCCGUUGGUGUGAUGGGUGACAAGCGUGUCCACGCCGAAAUGGUUAUCCUCCGAGCCGUCCAGACCACUGAUUUCAUGACCUGUACCGCAUACCCCUUCCCUCACGAUUUCCUUUCCCGCGCCUCUACUCGGAUCAUCAACGAAGUGCACGGCGUUUCCCGCGUUCUCUACGAUAUCUCUUCCAAGCCCCCUGCUACUAUCGAAAUGGAGUAA